Molecule: messenger RNA, 1402 nt
Organism: Beta vulgaris subsp. vulgaris (sugar beet)
Lineage: Eukaryota; Viridiplantae; Streptophyta; Magnoliopsida; Caryophyllales; Amaranthaceae
Exons: 3
Coding region: 87-1145 (352 amino acids)
Source: RefSeq, a predicted model, not a curated record
AUAAGGCGAAAAGCUUAAAUCAUCCAAAAACCAACCAAACCAUUGUAAAUACUCUUAAACCGACAUGAAGGGAAGUAAUUAAAGGAAUGCAAAAUCAACAACAAUCCAGACUUGAUUCCAGAGCAAUUGAAGAGAGAGAGAAAAGAAUGGAAGAAGAAAAAGGAAGAAGAGAGGUGAAAACAGAAGCAAUGGAAAGUAUUACAGACAGACUUUGUGGUAUUGAUAAUCUCUAUUUUCCUCAAGCUCUUCUUCCUCAUACCACCACCCCUUCACUCCGCAAGCCCCUCCUUCUCGAUCUCCUCCGCCGCAACGUUCCCGUUUUCCUAGAACGAUACGGACGGCAGUUGACAUCAGAAGAACUUCAAGAGUUUGAUGUCCUAAAAGAUGAUUAUGAAAUCGAUUGGCAUUUAAAGCAUCUAAGAAGCAAGCUCAGUCCCACUUCAGAGCAGCUGCGUUUUCGGUCGUUAACUAUAAAGAACAGGAGAAGUGCAUACUUGGAUAAGCUAGUCAGUGAAGGGAAUUACUUUUCUGAGGAUGCUAUGAGAGAGAGGGAGCCGUAUUUGCACCAUGAGUAUUUGGGGAAGUUUCAGGAUCCUUACGGGAGAAGCAUGCCCAGGCCUGGUGAACGGUGGUCAGAAACUUUGAUGAGACGAGCUGAGGAGGCAAUUUUGCUAGCAAAGAUCAGAGGUGAGCAGCAGAGAUUGGGUGUUGACGAGAGUGAAUGGGUAGGUAAUGAAAGAGCAGACAGAAUGGAGGAGGAGGAAGAGGAAGAGGAAGAGGAGGAGGAGGAGACGGAAGAAGAAGAAGAAGAAGACGAGGAACAGGAAGAGGAGGCCGAGAAAGUUACUAUUCAUGGGAACGGGGUGCCCACUGCUUCAGAGGUACGACCUAUACAAGAUCAAAAUGGAGCAACUGGUGGCAUUGUCUCUACGAGUUCAUCGAAUAUGGAGAGGCCGAUGUUGUCACCAGCAGAAAUGCAAGAGCAGUUGGAUCAGUUCACUUACAUAAUGCAACAGAAAUUCUUAACAGGUCAAGAUCAUGAACAUGUUAAUUAUACCAAAAUAGAUGAAGAUGAGACCCUUGAUGAUCACUGGUCAAGAGAAGCUAAUUAUGAUGCUGAGGAGAAGUACUUCGGAGAAGAUUGAUCAAUACUGUUGACAACAGUUGCCUUUUGUAACAGAGAAAAGCUUGCACCGGCAUCCCAGGGCACGCAGAUAUGCCGGAUUUGUCAAUAACUCCGUCACAACUUACGAGUGACUUCAUGUACACUGUACAGUGUAGGAAGAUGCUGAAGCUUUAUAGUUUGUAGUUUAUAAUGUUUUGUUAACUUAUUAUGUAUAGUUCUAGUACCCCUCUUAACUUUGUUACUCUGGUUUUAAUUCUACUAGCCUUUUAUUGAGAA